AUGUCGGGGGGCGCUUCGGAAAGCAGCGCGGCGGCGGUGGCGACUCCCCGCUUCCUGGCUCCUCCGGCGCCCCCGCCCAAGAACGGCUCUAGCUCGGACAGCUCCGUUGGCGAGAAGCUGGGGGUAGCCGCCGUCGGUACUGGGGGUGCCGCCGUCGCAGGCGGAGACCCUGAAGGCUCGGAAGGUGGCGGGGGCCGCAACGAGGAGUAUCGGCGUCGCCGCCACACUAUGGAUAAGGACAGCCGCGGCGCGGCAGCCACCGAGCACCGCUUUUUCCGCCGGAGCGUCAUUUGCGACUCCAAUGCGACUGCUCUGGAGCUUCCGCGGCUACAGCCCGCAGCGCCUCCCCCUGCUGAUGUCGCCCCGGGGAGCAUCCCGACGGUGCUGGGCUCGCCUCCCGAGUCUGUCAUCCAAGCUGUGUGCGCCUCUGUCACCUCCAGCCAGGCCCCCACCCUCUUGCAGCAGUCAUCACCUCUGCCUCCACCUGCAGAGGGGCAGUCUGGUCAAGAGCUCCUGGUGGCAAAGGACGUUGCCCCGCUGAUGGCCAAGGAUGAAGGAUUAGAGGCUGCCCCGCUGCCUCCUACCAGUACAGCGGGAAGUACUGUUGCUUCUGCCCGGGAUCUGCAAGAAGAGAGGAGUAAGCAACAGGACGAUAUUGAGGAGUUGGAGACCAAAGCUGUGGCCUUUUCUCCAGAUGGUCGUUUUCUUAAGUUUGACAUCGAGAUUGGCAGAGGUUCCUUCAAGACUGUCUACAAGGGGCUGGACACUGAGACCACAGUGGAGGUGGCUUGGUGUGAGCUGCAGGAUCGGAAGCUGUCAAAGUCAGAACGGCAACGGUUUAAGGAAGAGGCUGAAAUGCUGAAAGGGCUUCAGCAUCCUAACAUUGUUAGGUUCUAUGAUUCCUGGGAAUCUACGGUCAAGGGAAAGAAAUGUAUUGUUUUGGUUACAGAGCUUAUGACAUCUGGCACUCUGAAAACAUAUUUAAAAAGGUUUAAAGUGAUGAAAAUUAAAGUACUGCGAAGCUGGUGCCGCCAAAUACUGAAGGGUUUGCAGUUCUUGCACACGCGCACUCCUCCCAUUAUCCACCGUGACUUGAAGUGUGACAACAUUUUUAUCACUGGCCCCACAGGAUCAGUCAAGAUAGGAGACUUGGGCCUGGCAACCUUGAAGCGAGCCUCCUUUGCCAAGAGUGUGAUAGGUACCCCAGAGUUCAUGGCACCCGAGAUGUAUGAGGAGAAAUACGAUGAAUCCGUUGAUGUAUAUGCUUUUGGGAUGUGUAUGCUUGAGAUGGCUACGUCUGAAUAUCCUUAUUCUGAGUGUCAAAAUGCUGCGCAGAUCUACCGUCGAGUGACCAGCGGAGUCAAGCCAGCCAGCUUUGAUAAAGUAGCAAUUCCUGAAGUAAAGGAAAUUAUUGAAGGAUGUAUCCGUCAAAACAAAGAUGAAAGGUAUGCUAUCAAGGACCUUUUGAAUCAUGCGUUCUUCCAGGAAGAGACUGGUGUGCGGGUAGAGCUAGCAGAAGAAGACGAUGGAGAGAAAAUUGCUAUUAAGCUAUGGUUACGAAUUGAAGACAUUAAAAAACUUAAGGGCAAAUACAAGGACAAUGAAGCGAUAGAAUUUUCUUUUGACUUGGAGAGAGAUGUCCCAGAGGAUGUAGCACAGGAAAUGGUUGAAUCUGGGUAUGUCUGUGAAGGGGAUCACAAGACAAUGGCCAAAGCUAUAAAGGAUAGAGUGUCCUUGAUUAAACGAAAGAGGGAGCAGCGUCAGUUGGUGAGAGAAGAGCAGGAGAAAAGAAAGCAAGAAGAAGUCAGCCAGAAGCAGCAGAUAGAGCAGCAGCUACAAGCAGGUCCUGCCCAGCAAGGAACAAAACCUGCCACAACUACCACUGGCAUCAGUACCAUCCCCACUACUUCAACGUCCGUUUCUACACAAGUAGAGCCUGAGGAACCAGAGGCUGAUCAGCAUCAACAGUUGCAGUACCAGCAGCCCAGCAUUUCUGUCUUAUCUGAUGGCACAGUUGACAGUGGGCAGGGAUCUUCUGUCUUUACUGAAUCGUGUGUGAGUAGCCAACAGACCGCUUCCUAUGGUUCCCAACAUGAACAGUCUAUUCCUACAGUUCCAGCCCCAGGGUAUGGAGUUCCUGUUGGCCAGCCACAAUCGCAACAACCUGGAGGAUACCAGACACCUUCAGUGCCUCAGCGUGGCUGUAGCAUGUCAGUGUGUGCUUCCCCCCUUUCUUUCCCCCCUCUGUCCCAAAUCCCUGCCAGUGCUCCCUCCACUCCACCGUCUGUGUUGUCUGCACCACUUUCUCCUUCCUACCUUCGGACUGCCCCUGAGGAAACUUUUGGUGAAAAGCUUUCCAAAGCCUUGGAGAGUGUCCUGCCCAUGCACACCGCCUCUCCACGCAGUCAUCGGCGUUCCAGCCUGCCUUCCCUCUUAGUCAACCCUCCUCAGUCCAUGGUGCAUCCGUGUGGGGGAACCCCGACGUUCCCAGAUUCCCAGGUAUUAUUUCCAACCGUUCAUGAACGGCCAGUGUCUUUCUCGCCACCACCCAUCUGCCCUUCGAGGGUGGCCAUUUCUCAACGGCGCAAGAGUACCUCCGUCCUUGAAGCCCAAACUUGCCACUUCCAGCCCUUGCUCAAGACUGGUCAGAGUGUAUUUCUCUCUGGUGGUAGUCCAACAACUUGGACACCAGAGGCACGGGUGACAAUGAGUGCCACAGGUCACAAAUCUACAGGAGAGCACAUGCAGGCUAACCCUGUGUUUGAGUCUGCUCAAGUGUUGGCUGAUUACAGACCCGGACAAGCACCUUCAACAGAUGCUACAAACAUCUUGACUCAAGAAGCAAUGUAUUUAGUGGGCAUGCACUACCAGUCCCAGUUGCCAGAACACUAUGAUACGGUAUCCCAUAAUUUCCAUGGGACUGAGCAACAUUUGCUACAGGCUCCUGAACAGAGAAAUUUGCAAGGUGGCCCUCUUCAGAGUUCUGCUCUUGAGUAUCAGCCAGGGCAGGCUCUUCUGGCAAGACAAAUCCAGAACUUGAGGCUGGAUUCUGGAAUGAAUCCACCGUCGCCAUUGUCUAGCACAUCAGCACCAUUGAGUGCAGAUGCCACACAGAUGAAUUUUCACCCAGUAUUUGUUCCUCAUUCUGCACCUGCCAUACUCACUCACAGUGGGGAUGGCCGAACAAGUUGUGUGUUUGAGUUCCAUGUUCAAGCAUCUAAUGUGACUGCAGGAGAAGGUACAGUCCUAUCCCAACGCGUUUAUAGAAAUCGUCGAGGCUCUACAGAUUUUAAUCAGGAGGAAUCCCCUCAAGCAACUCUACAGCCUGGUCGCCUUCAGCCUGUAACAGAGGAGCAGUGCAACUAUCUGGGCCCUGAGUUCAUGUUGCCUCGAGGCAGUUCUUUUCUACAGAGCUGGCCAGAAGGUAGCCCAGGAUACUCCAGUGACUCGUCACAGUUGACUUCUUCAGAUACUAGUGAUUUUCUGUCUCCCCCUCCCAGUGGGGCAUCUGCAUCAUAUGGCUUAGACUUGUCUCUGCCUGCUUCCCAGCUGGCUCAGAAGGUAUUUCCAGAUUCGCAGAUCUUCUUCCACUUCCCACAGGGAACUUCAUCUCAGCAGACAUUCUCGACACUGGUUUCAUCAGGAUCAUCCACACUCUUUUCUCAGAUACAAGGGCAGCCAACCUCAAGUGGUUCAUCGGUGGGCACAUCAUCCCAGAUUAUGCAGCAAAGUCAACAGGUACUGAGUACCCAGCAGCCAGCCUCUUCUCAGCAGACUGGGCAAUACCAAGUUCAGCAGCCAUCAGUUUCCAGUGGAGCUGCCCCAUUGCAGCCAGUUACACAACAAGCACAAAUAAUGCCUAUGCCUCAGGUAGCAGCUGGGACACAGCUUCCUGUUUCCCAACCAGUGCCGAUCAUCCAAGGUGAACCACAGUUACCUAUGGCAGCGCCUUCCCUUCCUCAGCCUUCAGUUGCCCCAGUCCUGCCCCUUGGCUCUCACUUUCUCCCUUUGGGGCAGCCCUUACAAGCUCCCCUUCUUCCACAGUUCUCAGUCUCUCAGAUGCCCGUAGCAGCACCUCAUGUGUCGGUGGCUCAGCCUUGCUUCCCGUCUCUACCCAUCUCUAUGGCAGCUGGCAUUAACCAGCCGUUGCUCACUCUGGCUACAUCUGCUGCAGCGGCUGCUAUUCCUGUGGGCUCAACUGCUGUCCCUAGCCAGCUUCCAACUCUCCUGCAGCCUGUGGUCCCACAGCUUCUGCAGCCAGCUGUUCAGUCCAUGGGAUUGCCAGCCACUCUGGGACAAACUGCUGAAGUACCACUUCCAGCUACAGAUGCUGUGUACCAGGGCUUCCCACCUCGGCUACCAGCGCAAUAUACUGGAGAACCAAAUAUUGCUUCCUCUUCUGUGGCCUCUGCUUGCCUCCCUUCUGCAGUACUAUCCCCUCCCUUACCCACAGAUGCAUUGGCUCAGCCAGGCUAUAUUGCUGCAAGGUUGCAGCCUUAUGUGGAGCAGAAUGUUUUAGUUUCAAUGGGCGGUCUAGGAGGACAGGUCCAAGUGCAACAGCCUGCUUCCUGUUUAGCACAGCAGGUUUCAUCUGCAUCCUCGCAGCAGACAGCAUUAGAGAGUACUUCUGGAGUCACUCAGCCGGCACCUCCAGAGCCUCAACCAGCACAGCAACAGCCUCCACAAUCAACACCAUUGGUUUCCUCAAUAGACAGUGCACAUUCAGAUGUUGCUUCAGGCUUAAGUGACUGCAACGAGAGCAUUCCAGCGUCUAGUGGUCGUCACGAAGGGAGGACUACGAAACGACAUUAUCGGAAGUCAGUGCGCAGCCGCUCUCGCCAUGAAAAGACUACACGUCCAAAACUGAGAAUUCUUAAUGUUUCGAACAAAGGAGAUCGGGUUGUGGAAUGCCAGCUGGAGACACACAAUAGAAAAAUGGUUACUUUCAAAUUUGACUUGGAUGGUGACAAUCCAGAGGAAAUAGCCUCUAUCAUGGUGCAAAAUGAAUUCAUCUUGGCAACAGAGAGAGAUUCAUUUGUUGAGCAGGUGCGAGAUAUCAUAGAAAAGGCAGAUGAAAUGCUUGGUGAAGAUGCCAGUGGGGAACCUGAAGGUGAUCAAAGCAUGGAUAGUAUACAGAACCAGAAAUUGGAUGGAGACUUCAAACAACCAGAUCCUGUGUCUUCCAUGCCACAAAGAAUAGGCAUUCCUCCUCAUUCGUUGACUCAGGUUGUCCAUUCUGCUGGAAGACGGUUUAUUGUCAGCCCUGUUCCAGAAAGUAGGUUGCGAGAACAAGCGUUUUUCACUUCCAUUCCAUCAGAAAAUGAGCUUCUUGAUAUAGUUGCUGCUUCCCCAUCUCAUGGCCCUGGGAUGAAUCUCUCUCACUCUGCAUCAUCACUCAGCCUACAGCAAGCUUUCUCGGAGCUUAAGCAUGGUCAAAUCUUGGAAGGACCCAGCACAGCUCCCCCAAUUUUUAACCAGGCUGUGCCACCUUUUCCAUCUCUAAGUUCAAGUCUGAAUGGGGGGCUGCCGUCCACAUCAGUGAUUGGUCCUUCAGUGUCACUUCCUUCCUCCACUGAUGUUUCUUUAGCAGCAACUCAGCCAAUAGAAAAGGCAACCACAGGGCUUCCAGUAAGUGAAGAAAUGUCAGGCUCCAACUCUCCACCACCAGCGUUGCAGUCUGGGCCACAGUUUAUUAGUGGAGUGGCUUCCAGCUUCAGUGCGCCUUCUUUUUUAUCAACAACUGCAUCCCAGGUGGCUUCUGCCAUUGCAGAAAUUGUUCCUAGUAUUAGCACCCCGGCUUCUCUAACGUUGCCACAGGCUGGAGCAACAGGGCCUAGUGUUACAAUAUCAGGAGUUAAGACACCACCUGUGACUGCUCAGCAGGGUGGAAGUGGUGCUCCAGCAGCAUCUCAAACAACUAUCCCUGUGUCUUUGGCACAGAGCAUGGUUUCACAGUCUUCUCACUUGAACACCAGCAGCUCUGUCCCCAGCCUAGCAGAAAUGGUGGUAGUUAAUGUGCUGCAGCCAAGAUCAGAAAGUGAACAGUCCCCAGAAAAGCCACAGCUGGGCAGUACAGGUGAAAUACCUUUGCCUGUUUCUGUACCUAUACCCUCUGCAGUAGCAUCAAAUAUACCUAGCUCCAUCUCGCAGCCAGCUGUGGUGCAGCCACUACCCAUCCCACCUGCAGUUACCUCAUCUAGCUUAGCUCCAGUAGGAGGUGCAGUCUCUACCCCAGUAUUACCCCAGGUUCCUUUAUCUGGCAUCCUGCCCCUGGCUCAGCCAGUAGCUAACGUGCCUGCAGUGCAGCAGACUUUAAUACAUAGUCAGCCUCAACCAGCUCCAUUGCCCAAUCAACCUCAUACUCACUGUCUGGAAGGGGAUGUUGAUGCUCAGCCGAAAGCACCUGGCAUAGAUGACAUUAAAACCCUGGAAGAAAAACUGCGAUCCCUCUUCAGUGAACAUGGUGGUGCAGCUCACCCGACGGUAUCCCUGGAGACAUCUCUAGCAGUGGAGACUACAGUCAUGCCUGGUUUACCAACCACUGCUGUUGCACCUACGAAACCUGUGGCACCCACUGCAAGUACCAGCAUACCACCAACUAGUUUGACGCUUGGCCCAACAGGUUUACCUGUCGUGACACCAGUUGCCACACCUGGGCAAGCAGGCACCCCAGGCAGCUGUGUCCCAGCAACAUGCUGUACUGCAUCAACAACAGUUAAACCAGGGACUCCUCCAUCAAAGCCACCUCUUAGCAGGGUACCGGCGCUCCCAGUAGGUUCUGAACUUCCAGCUGGCACUCCAUCCAGUGAGCAGCUGCCACCUUUUCCGGGACCUUCACUAACUCAGUCCCAGCAACCUCUGGAGGACCUGGAUGCUCAGUUGAGAAGAGCCCUGAGUCCAGAGACGGUCCCAACAACAUCAGCUCCUGCCUGUCCUCUGCCAUCUGUGACUUCUACAACAGUUACUGGAAUGGUGUCUGCAUCAGAACAGCCCACAAAUACUGAUUCUCAGGAUGCAGAAAAUUGUGCCACAACUACCACCUCAGGAGCUGCUGUUCUUAAGAUGGGUCGUUUCCAGGUGUCAGUGGCAGUGGAUGAUCAGAAAGAGAGUGGAAGUAAGCCCAAGCACUUUGACACAACCACCUCAGAGUCCUCAUCUUUGUCUAGCAGCAGCCCAGAGAGUACUGUAGUGAAGCCAACCUCCAGUGGGACAGCUGAAGCCAUUGCUGUUACCUCAGUGGACGUGACGGAUGGAGUUUCCUCACACACGUCCACCAUGCAGUUGCAACCAACCAAGGUUGGGCGUUUCCAGGUGACAACAACAACAGACCAAGUGGGUCGCUUUUCUGUGUCUAGAACUCAAGAUGAGAUGACCUGUGUGGAAAGAGAGGUCCCUGCAAUAGUCCCUCUGUCCGUGGACUCUUCUCCGCUCAAAACACCUAAAUCAGACUUUGCGGAGAGAAGGUCCUCCCUGCAACUGAACGGGCCAUCAUCUGAGCUGGAAGCUGCCUUCCUGAGCGGUGCAGCUAAGGAGAUGAAUGAUGGCUCCAGGAGUCCAGACUCUCUCCAUCCACCUGGGUCAAAGAUCAGUCUUCCAGUCCAGAGCCUUAGCAACUCGUUCAACUCUUCCUACAUGAGCAGUGAUAAUGAGUCAGAAAUUGAAGAUGAAGACUUGAAGUGUGAGCUGCGUCAAUUGCGAGAGAAGCACCUUAAAGAGAUCCAAGAGCUUCAGAGUCGCCAAAAGUUGGAGAUUGAACUGCUUUAUACGAAACUGGGCAAGGUGCCUCCAGCAGUAAUCAUUCCGCCUGCUGCUCCUCUAUCAGGCAGGCGGAGAAGACCUACUAAAGGAAAAAGUAGCAGAUCCAGCCGCAGCAGCUCCCAGGGUAAUAAGAGCCCUCAGAUUUUGGGCAAUCUGUCUGCUCAGAGCGCACCUUCGGUCUUGCCCCAGCAGCAGACCCUCCACCCUCCUGGCAGUGUCCCAGAAACAGGACAGAACCAUCUGUUACAGCCCCUGAAACCGUCUCCUUCUAGUGAGAACCUCUACUCUGCCUUUACUAGUGAUGGUGCCAUUUCCAUACCAAGCCUUUCUGCGCCGGGCCAAGGCUGUGUGAAGUUUAACUGUGCAUCUGAGCGGGUGACAUUCAAGCCUGGUGGCAGGAGGACCCGAUUUCUGAGGACCAGCAGUACAAACACUGUUGGGGGUACAGUGAACAGCCAGGCACCUCAGUCUCAGCCUCCUGCCUCUAGCCGAAAAGGGACCUUUACUGAUGACCUGCACAAGCUAGUAGACAACUGGGCACGGGAUGCUAUGAACCUCUCUGGCAAGAAAGGAGGAAAAGGGCACGGGAACUAUGAGGGCCCGGGAAUGGCAAGGAAGUUCUCCGCACCAAGCCAGCUCUGCAUCUCGAUGACAUCCUCCCUUGGUGCUACACCCAUCUCUGCAGCGUCAGCUACCUCCCUAGGUCACUUCACAAAGGCCAUGUGCCCCCCUCAGCCAUACGGUUUUCAAACAGUGCCCUUUGUAGCUCCCUGGAGCGGAACAGGUGGUCCAACACAGCAGCCUUUAGGCCAAUUCCAGCCUGUAGCAGCUGCCUCAUUGCAAAACUUCAACAUCAGCAACUUGCAGAAAUCUAUCAGCAACCCCCCUGGCUCUAACCUGCGGACCACUUAGUGAGACCCAGACACACUGCUGGGUAGACUUUGGUGGGGGGAGAUGGGGCCCUGAAUCAACUACUAGGCUGCAGUGAACUGGCUGUUAGUGCCCAAAGGGGAUGAAUUUCCCCCUCUAACCAUUGCUCUCUGCUCUCAGUAAGAAAAGCCCCCCAUUCUGAAGAUGGGGAGAGAAAGGUGAUCGGGAUCUUCCAUGACGGGACAAUGCUUCCUCUCAUUCUUUUGUAUGGAAAAGUGUGCCAAGUUGGAAGUCAUCAUGCAAGCCAAGUCGUUUGGCUUAAGAGGCUGAAUCCACAUGUGUUGAGACGGGAGGGUUGUCGUUAGUUCUAGCAUGAAUCUUUAGUAUGCUGUUCGUCCUUGCUCUGAGGAAUUGGGCCUGGGGGUGGGUGGGGAAGUUACCAGUUUUCCCAUCUUUUCUCUUCCUUCCUUCAAACCAUCACACCGAAGUUCCUGAACUGACGUGGCACACAGGUGGACUUGCAGAACAGUCCAUGCGUUGAGAUAGGUCAUUACUGCUUUAAGUAAAAGAUAUUAACAGCUUUGACUGCAGCAUUAGAGCAAUUUAAAUUGUUUAGAAAAAAAAAUUAAAGUUCCCUGCGGACAUGUACUUACCAUCAGUUUUGAUGUGGAAACACUGUGAUAUAUAAAUGUUGUUGGACAACAGUAGUUUAAAAACAAAAUGAGUGGAGUAUAGAGGGUUAAACAGUUAAAAAGGAAAAAAAUGGGAAAAAAGCUAGCUAUAUCCUGAUACUUAUUGGAGACACUUUAACUUUUUUCCUUUUUAUUUUCAUUGUAUUAGAUAAAUGUGAAUGUAUAAUUGUAUAAAUUUAAUGUACUUGAAUACUUGUCUGUUCUCCCAGUAUGCUUGCUGGAUAUUUUAGUGCCUUGGACUUUUAUUGCUUCUGCAGUUAGCAUCACCUUCCCAGCAGACUUUAGACAGGAAGAGGGAAAGAUGGGGGGAAAAGGGAGGUUACUUGGACAUAGUCACUGGAAUACCAAAGGCUUAACACAUCGGAUGUUUUACACUGUAAUAGUGUCUAGAGUAGGUGUUGGAGGGGGAGCUACUGCAGCUGUAUGUCGAAAGAAUAAAGGUACAGAAUGGUGGGGGAAACCAUUAUGGUUGACACAGCAGCAAUGAGCGAUGAAUAAAGGGCUGCUGAAAUGAAUGAAGACUAUGACCAGAGGUAACUGGGCAGAAUGAGAACGGAGGAAAUAGUGACAAAGAGGUGUGUCUUUGAAAGGGUAGCUCGACUUUUAGGCUAUAAAGGGGAUUUUUUUUGGUAAGGUCAGUGUAUGUUAAGGGGUUGGAGCUAUCACUCUGGGGAGGGAAGAGUGUCUGCUGGGAUUUGCUCCCCCCUUCAUUCAAUCCAGAAAGGCCAGGAGUAGAUUAUCCUGCUGCGACAUCCAUUGCCAGGGAUGGAUACACUUGAAACAGCCAGCAUCAAAGAAUAACUUGUUUUCAUCCUAUGUCUAAAGGAUUUAAAAACUGGUACCAGGACUGUAACUAACUGAGUUGCCUUCUAGUAGGUGUACUAUAUCUCCUACUUUCUACUCGCCUUCUUCUUUCUAACUUAAAAUACUGAUUCCCUGUUCAAGUGAAAUACAGCAACCAACUAGUAUUACUUCAUAUUGCUGCAGCAGGCUGUGAAGGGUCAAAGUACUUCUGCUUUGUAUUUGGAAGCAGUUUUACUGCUGGUCUGGAAGUUUGUAUCCUAAGAAAACAUGUCCCCACUCACCCCAAAAAAUCCAUCUAAGGUUACCAGGGAGUUUGUUCUUUCUGUACUUGUUUCACUCUUCCCUCAAACAUAUGCACAGGUCUUUCUUUCCAUCCUUCACCUCAAGCUGAAGUUUACAGUGGCUUUGUCAGGAAGAUAGAUGAGGCUUGGGCAUGGUGGCUGAGACACAAAAGGCAGACGUCUAGGUGGCUGGGUUUCAACAACUUUUCAGACUUAAGAAAAACUCAACUUUGUGAUGUGAAAAUGGGGGAGCAUAAGGCUUCCUGGAGAAGAAAUUAAUUGAAAAGUCUGCUUUCUGGUGUCUGGCUGAGGGCUCUAAAGACGGAGAGUAGGAGUCGAGGGUCAUGUGCAGAAAGUAUGAAGGAGCAGUGAUGAAAGAUGCCACUUCAUGAUAGAGGAACUGGUCAGCUGAGUGUUGCACAAGGGUGGUCUUUUGGUUUAAUAUGUUUGAGGUCAGGUUUUCACUUAGUUAUGCAAGUACUGGUUUUAUUUACCAUUGAUUUCCCUCCUGUGGAUGAAAUAACUGAGGUCUAGAAGAAUUAACUAAUGCUACUGAACUGUUAAAUUAUUUUGUGUUAAUAUUACACUUUGAGUACCUUUUUCCACAAGAUCUGUUUCUGAAUUACAGAUGUUUUCUUUACAUUAUUUAACAAUGUACACUGUAAAAAAAAUAAAAAUAAAAUGAAUUCAAACCUUGGGCUUCCCUGGCCGUAGUUAAUGGUAUGUUUUGCACUAAAUCCAGGCAUUGCGCUUCCUGUAUGAUUGCGCUUUGUGCUGCAGUUUGUUACCUUUGUAGAUAUUUAAUGAAAUCAUUCAAAUAAACCAAACCUGCUUUUGUUGA
This is a messenger RNA of Elgaria multicarinata webbii, 11246 nucleotides long. It is a transcript of the gene WNK1, whose product is annotated as WNK lysine deficient protein kinase 1. The record is from RefSeq and is a predicted model, not a curated record. Gene Ontology annotation, molecular function: ATP binding; potassium channel inhibitor activity; protein serine/threonine kinase activity. Lineage: Eukaryota; Metazoa; Chordata; Lepidosauria; Squamata; Anguidae. Gene Ontology annotation, biological process: monoatomic ion homeostasis; positive regulation of potassium ion import across plasma membrane; intracellular signal transduction. Bases 1 to 8670 code for a protein of 2889 amino acids. Gene Ontology annotation, cellular component: cytoplasm; cytosol. The transcript has 31 exons.